This is a messenger RNA of Volvox carteri f. nagariensis, 1161 nucleotides long. RefSeq lists its product as uncharacterized. NCBI's taxonomy places the organism in Eukaryota, Viridiplantae, Chlorophyta, Chlorophyceae, Chlamydomonadales, Volvocaceae. The transcript is spliced from 5 exons. Bases 1 to 1161 code for a protein of 386 amino acids. The record is from RefSeq and is a predicted model, not a curated record.
AUGACCAGCCGCCUGGUGCUGCUGGCGGUGGUGGCCGUACUGUGCCUGAUGGCACCGCAGGGAGCGACCGCUGCGGGGCAGACAACAGGAAUCGAAGAAAGGUUCACUUGGAACGCGACCUGGGAUUCCUGGGAUAAGGCGUUGGCAUCGAUUCUUAAAAAGAAGAGUCCACCGCCCUCGCCACAGCCGCCAUCACCCCGACCACCACGGCCUUCACGGCCGCCGCCGUCUCCACGCCCGCCGCCAUCACCACCGCCGCCAUCGCUGCCCGCACCACCGCCGCCGUCACCCUCGCCGCCGCCUCCCUCCCCGCCGCCUCCCUCCCCGCUCCCACCCUCCCCGCCGCCUCCCUCCCCGUUCCCACCCUCGCCGCCACCGCCCUCGCCGUUGCCACCCUCGCCGCCACCGCCCUCGCCGCCGAAAUCUUCGAGACUCAUUUCCAAACCAAACAAAUGGAAAUCCUCGGCCACAUCCUCGCAACAGGACCCAUUGCACCAGUCGCUGCUAAGUAGGGAUUCUGUGCCAGGUACUGAUUUGAAGGCUCAAGAAAACGAUAUUGAACUCGAGGCGAAGCUGUCGCCAGCAUCACACGCAGCCACCAUCACCAUCAGGAACAGCGAUGACGGUAAAGAGCCUAGCCCUCCAUCGCCGCCAACUUCUCCGUCGCCGCCCAGCCCACCAAAUUCUCCGCCGCAACCUAACCCUCCAUCGCCGCCAAAUCCUCCGUCGCCGCCCAGCCCGCCAAAUCCUCCGUCGCCGCCCAGCCCGCCAAAUCCUCCGUCGCCUCCAUCGCCACCCAAGGCCCCUAAGUCUCCGUUCGCUCCCAACGCACCCGGCAAGGAGUAUGAGCAAUUCAAGAAAAAGAAGUGGAUGUACAUCAUUUCCAACUCCAAGUACUCGUACGAGGGCGCCGACUACUUCUGCCAGUCCAAGGGCUACAUCUUGGUGCCGUACUAUGGCAAAUACAAAAAAGACCACCAAGACGCAGCCUACUCGGCAUGCUACAUGAGCGGCAAAGGUUGUUGGCUUUGGGACUCUGAGGAGGGUUCCUGCCCAUACGUGGAUCCCAAGGGUGACGGCGAGGCGUACGAGGGCGACUGCAACGACAAGAAUUACGCUUUCUGUUACAGAGGCUGGGGGGAGAAGAAGAAGCAGCCCUGA